This is a messenger RNA of Leptopilina boulardi, 1873 nucleotides long. RefSeq names its product adiponectin receptor protein (gene AdipoR). Gene Ontology annotation, molecular function: signaling receptor activity. The coding region runs from base 353 to 1564 and encodes 403 amino acids. The record is from RefSeq and is a predicted model, not a curated record. Gene Ontology annotation, biological process: adiponectin-activated signaling pathway. The transcript has 7 exons. Gene Ontology annotation, cellular component: plasma membrane. Lineage: Eukaryota; Metazoa; Arthropoda; Insecta; Hymenoptera; Figitidae.
CGUAAUAUACAUUUUUCAAAAUGGCGGCACGUUUGACAUUUCAUUCAUUGAUUUUGUGAAUUUGUUAAUAAAUUUUAAUGUUUAAUUUUACAAAUACAAAGCAAUAAUAGUGGAAAAUAAUUAUAUUUUACACUAUAAUUGACAAAUUGUUGGAUAUAUUAAUAUAUUAUUUUUUUUAUGUAUUACGUAAAAGCGCAAUACACGUCAAAAAUCAAGUUAAGCGUAACGUUUCUAGAAAUUACGUGUUUAAGGCAAAUGACAGCUACGAUUCCAGAGAUAACAAAAAUAGGCAAUUUAUAUUAAAAAAAAAAAAAAAAAAAAAAAAAAAUUAGAAGAAAAAAUUUUAGAGAAAAUGUUAGAAAACGAGGAUAUUAUUAUUGAGGAUAAGAUUGAUUUAAAAUCAAUGGAAGAAUCAGGCCUGAGACAUCGAGUUCCUUGGAGUGAUAGGAUUUCAUUAAAUAGUGAUAUUCCUGGUUUGCACGAGGUUAAAGAAUUACUAGAAGAAGAUGACACUAGUUGUUUGGCUGAGGAAGAAGAUGGAGUUGGAUGUCCAUUGCCAUCCACUCCUGAAGAUGAUCAUCUUUUAAAUUGCGAGAUGACAGAAGUCCUAAAAGCUGGUGUAUUAAGCGAUGAAAUCGAUAUAGGUGCAUUGGCGCACAACGCAGCUGAACAAGCCGAGGAAUUUGUUCGUAAGGUGUGGGAAGCGUCUUGGAAACAGUGUCAUUUCCGGAAUUUACCAAGAUGGUUGCAGGACAACGAUUUCUUACAUGCAGGUCAUAGACCUCCAUUGCCAUCAUUUUACGCUUGUUUCAAAAGUAUUUUUCGCAUUCACACGGAAACCGGAAAUAUAUGGACCCAUCUACUCGGAUGCGUGGCUUUUAUAGGAAUAGCAAUUUUCUUUUUAACACAACCGCCAAUGGCAAUAAGAUUAGAGGAAAAAAUAGUAUUUGGAACAUUUUUUGCCGGUGCAAUAAUUUGUUUAGGGAUGUCAUUCGCUUUCCACACAUUGCACUGCCACAGCGAAUGCGUUGGAAAGUUAUUUUCAAAACUAGACUACUGUGGAAUAGCAAUGCUUAUAAUGGGUAGCUUUGUACCUUGGUUAUAUUAUGGUUUCUAUUGCGAUUACCAGCCCAAGCUGAUAUAUUUGUCAGUCGUUAUGGGUCUUGGAAUAACUAGUAUAGUAGUUUCAUUGUGGGAAAGAUUUGGCGAGCCAAGAUUUCGACCGUUGAGAGCUGGUGUUUUCAUGGGCUUUGGACUUAGUGGGAUCAUACCUGCUGUUCAUUACUCCGUGGCUGAAGGAUGGUUUAAGGCGAUCAGUCAAGCCUCGCUCGGUUGGUUGAUUCUCAUGGGAUGCUUAUACAUACUUGGCGCCAUGUUUUAUGCCUUACGCGUUCCAGAACGAUUUUUCCCUGGAAAAUUCGACAUCUGGUUUCAGAGCCAUCAAAUAUUCCAUGUGUUCGUGAUUGCUGCAGCAUUCGUACAUUAUCACGGGAUAACGGAGAUGGCAAUGCAUAGAAUGACUAUCGGUGAUUGUUCCGAUCCUACACAAGUGAUAACAUUUUAAUGAGAUAGGCUGAUUUCAUAAUAAAAAAAAAAAUAAAUAAAUAAAUAAAAGUUCAUAAACAUGUUUAUAAAGAAAAAAAAAUUGCCUUUUUAAAGGAACUUUGUUACUAAAUCUAUGGAUAAAUCUUUAACAAAAACCAAAAAAGAAAUCUCAUUUCUAUAUUAAAAAAAAAGAGAGAAAAAAAACAGGAAAUAAAUCAACUUUUAAUCUUGAUGGAAUUAGGGUAUGAGAAAUACGUGGUUUUAUUCCAAGUUAAAAAGAACCAAGCGAGUAUAUCUUGCCUAAUUCAAAAAGGAAUAUAUAUAUAUA